UUGAGACUCUCCUCUCUGUUUCUCAUAGGACGUGGUCGCAAUUUAAGACUGAAUAAAUCCAAGAGUCAAAGGAACAAGAUAUUUGCGAAUGAUAUGAAUGUCUCCUAUCUUAAUCGCUUCUCUGAGCGUCUUGUGGCUCCUCUCUACUCUACAGCUCCCAUCAGGAGCCAUAGGACGGAUGAUAUUGCUAUUGAGGGUCGUAACCUGAAUUUCUCGUUCCCCACGAGGCAGGUGAAAGCUGUACCGAUUCUUCGGGAUUGUUCAAUUCGCAUUCCUUCUAGGCAGUUUUGGAUGCUUCUUGGACCCAACGGAUGCGGAAAAUCUACCCUCUUAAAGAUAUUGGCUGGUCUCUUAAAUCCUACUUCAGGAACAGUGCACGUGAAAGGGCCUAAAAGUUUUGUUUUCCAAAAUCCAGAUCAUCAGGUGGUAAUGCCUACAGUGGAAGCUGACGUUGCAUUUGGUCUUGGCAAGUUCAAUCUGACCCAAGAUGAAGUGAGAUCAAGGGUCUCAAGAGCCUUGCAUGCCGUGGGCAUGUCGGACUACAUGCAGAGAUCUGUUCAAACUCUAAGCGGUGGUCAGAAGCAGAGGGUAGCCAUUGCCGGUGCUCUAGCAGAAGCUUGUAAAGUUCUGUUGUUGGAUGAGCUCACAACGUUUUUAGAUGAAAAUGACCAGGUUGGAGUUAUCAAAGCGGUUAGGAACUCUCUGGAUACCUCUAUAGGGGUCACAGCAUUGUGGGUCACUCAUCGUUUGGAAGAAUUGAAGUAUGCUGAUGGUGCCAUCUACUUGGAGGACGGGAAAGUUGUGAUGCAUGAUGAUGCUGAAAGAGUAGGAAAUUUCAUUGAAGCCAGGCAAUCCGACUAUAUCAGACAGAUAAAUUCUUGAACUGCUGCUUUUGCUUUAUGAAAUUGUUUUCAAUAUUUUAUAAUGCAAGCACACUUAUUCUUGA
Molecule: messenger RNA, 946 nt
Organism: Prosopis cineraria
Lineage: Eukaryota; Viridiplantae; Streptophyta; Magnoliopsida; Fabales; Fabaceae
Product: ABC transporter I family member 10
Exons: 6
Coding region: 94-882 (262 amino acids)
Biological process (GO): transmembrane transport
Cellular component (GO): chloroplast envelope; membrane
Molecular function (GO): ATP hydrolysis activity; ATP binding
Source: RefSeq, a predicted model, not a curated record